AUGCGAAUCCAGAUUGAGGAGGUAGCUACAAGCUACCCGCCACUAGACCAUAAAAUGAUUGGUUGUGAAAGCGGCCUAGAAUCUCAGCCUUCUUCUGUUGGCGUUUCUCAUGCUUCUGGCUCACAGGGCACAGAAUACGAUGAGCUUGCUUCAAGCUGUGCUUCGGACUUCUCUUCAGACGAUUCUUCAGAUUUCUCUUCAGACUUCUCUUCAGACUUCUCUUCAGACUUCUCUUCAGACUACUCUUCAGACUACUCUUCAGACGAUUCUUCUAGCAAUGACUUGUCGCAACCCAGAUGCUCCACGCCUGGUCAAUCGGUAGAAAGCCGCAAAAAGUUCCUUGCACUCUGCGUGGAUAGCGGGGAUCCCAACAUGUUAAAAGUUGUGAAUGUUGAUCUCACUGGCGUGACAUCUGAUUCACAGGCGUUCCACAAGAUAAAGGACACAUACUUUGACGAACGUGGGAACCCAUUCUUCAACUGGGUGUAUAAUCAUACCGGCUGGUGUGCCAGGCUUAGGCAGAUACAAGUUAACUCUCCAGCGAGUUUACGGGUUGUCUAUUUUGGCAUGGCCGACAGGAACUCACAGCGCCAGCGAGGGACCUGGGCCUUUAAACCAUCAUUGCAGGAUAUCCCAUUGACAACGAGCGCCCCCAUCGUUCUCAAGGAGCAAGUUCGCUGGAGCUACGACUGGACAAAGCCCUCGGAGAAUUUCGCGCUCGCAGUCACAGAAUUUUUAUUUAGCGCUUUUCUUAAACCCCCUAAAGCCAUGCCCUACGGACUUGACAGGACAGAAUUCCUGCCAAAGAAGCGCUAUACGCCGGUAGAAUACAUAUUUUCAUUCGGCGAAUAUGAUUUGCAGCCUGGUUUGGGUAUCUACAUUACUGAGAAACCAAUCCCACUUGCUUUCAGAAUAGCAUUUCAGCUGCUGCUUGACGUCCUGUUGGUCUUGUCAUGGCUCUAUCUAGCUCUAGCUUUCUAA
This is a messenger RNA of Pochonia chlamydosporia 170, 981 nucleotides long. RefSeq lists its product as hypothetical. NCBI's taxonomy places the organism in Eukaryota, Fungi, Ascomycota, Sordariomycetes, Hypocreales, Clavicipitaceae. The record is from RefSeq and is a predicted model, not a curated record. Bases 1 to 981 code for a protein of 326 amino acids. The transcript has 2 exons.